Messenger RNA from Symbiodinium natans, 2133 nucleotides. NCBI's taxonomy places the organism in Eukaryota, Dinophyceae, Suessiales, Symbiodiniaceae. The record is from the annotation of a GenBank genome assembly.
AUGGAGGGACUCCUCAACGAGCUGGCUACCGGCGUUGCGGCAAGUUCGAGAAGGAAAGAGGCCAAGCGGUCCACACCCACGCCAACGACGAGUGAGACCUCCAGGCUGGAUCUACGGGAGACGACGCACCAGGAGGCUGAGCACCCAAGCUCUUCUUUCCAGACUGGAAGUGACAGUGCCUCCUCCAAUGCUCCUGUUGGGGGGGUGCACUGCCCUGCCUCCGGUAAGGUUAGUGGUCUCCACACCUCACCUGCGAGCACUUCAACAUGCGGGUUGACACUCACUACCAUCCAGAAGAUCGAAGAACCUCCACUUGAUCAUGAUUCUCCGGAUACAGGGCCGAUGAAGGCUCCAGCUGCCUCGAGCCGAUGUUCCGAUGAGCAGGAGACCAGACAACGGUCAUCUGCUGCUAGGAGAUCCAGCACCAGAGAGCCACGGCCCGAGGAAAGAACACGAUCGUCUGCAGCCCGGAGGGCCAGUACCAUUGAGCCACGGCCCCAUCUACUCCUGGUACAAGCGCCACUAGAGGUGAGAGAAGUCAAGCACCGUCUACUUAGGGAAGCGAAAUCGGCAGUGCUCAGGCUGAUUCCGCAUGGAGACGACCUUCAUACUUUCCUCAACGGCUACUUCAGGCGGCACCAUGCAACGUACCACGCCAACCCGGUGAACAUGCCCUCGUGUGGGAACUGGAUAUGGUCGCUUACUGCAGCAUUGAUGACAAGGCCGGAAUACCACCCCAACGUCUGGAGGCGUAGCCACGCGGGAAAACUGGGCGACGCGGUAGAGGGAUAUCUGUACACGUUAAACCAGAGCCAGACGGCGGGGAACCUUGCCCUGCUGGCCACCUAUGGGGAGGCUGCAAAGUACCUCCACGACCUGAUGCAAGGAAUCCCGCACGCCAUCUACUACCGCCUGAGCUGGAGGCAGUCACUUGACUCGCUCGCGGAGCUUCUCGAACCAUGGAUAGGAGCAGCGUCUACACAGGACAUGCGGUCCUCGCACCCCGUCUUGACACUGGCGAUACUCGACCGCAACGAAUCCACAGCCGUGACAGUUGAGGCGGAAAACACAGGGCUGGACAAGCAGCAGACAAUGAACAGGAGGGAGGAGAGACAUGGACCUCAUGGAAAAGAUGGGAGUGGAGAAACACUCCCCAUCGACCACAUAGAGGGGGCAAGCCCUUCUAACUCUGGUGAAGCUGGUGGUCUCCACACUUCACCCGUGGUCGGCCUGGUACCUGAGCCAAUGCUCACAACCCUCAAAAAGCAGGCGGAGCCUCCACUUACUCUUGAUCUCCUCGUUGCACCGCAGACACAGAUGCCAGCUGCUUCGAGCCAGGGCCUUGGCGAGCAAGAGGCCAAUCCGCGAUCGACUGCAGCUAGGAGGUCCAAUACCAAUGAACCACGACCAGAGGCAAGACAACGAUCGUCUGCUGCACGGAGGGCUAGUACAGUGGAACCACGGCCCCAUCUACUCCUAGCACAAGCACCAGAGGAGGUACGACACGCUAAGCAGCGCCUACUUCAGGAAGCGAAAUCUGCAGUGGUCAAGCUCAUUCCGCAUGGAGACGAUCUCCACAACUUCCUCCACGGCUACUUCAGGCAGCAUCAUGCGACGUAUCACACCAGCCCGAUGAACAUGCCCGCCUGCGGAAACUGGAUUUGGUCGCUCACAGCGGCUUUGAUGACAAGGCCGGAGAGCCACCCCAAUGUCUGGACACGCAGGCAGGCGGGCAAGCUGGGUGACGCGGUUGAGGGCUAUCUCUACACGUUGUACCAGAAACAGACGGUGGAGAGUCUUGCCCUGCUGGCCAUCUACGGGGAGGCAGCGAGGCACCUCCACGACCUAAUGCAAGGAAUCCCACAUGCUAUUUACUACCGCCUAAGCUGGCGGCAGUCGCUCGACACGCUCGAAGAGCUCCUCGAGCCGUGGAUAGGAGUGUCAGAUGCACAGGACAAGCGGUCUCCGCGUCCUGCAGUGCCACUGUCAAUUCUCGACAGCAAAAAAGGGCCAUGCAAUCAGCUUGCGACACAAACUGCUGCCUGUACACAUGUCACAUCAAAUGUCGCAAAUGGCGACUACGACCGACCGUCAGACGCAGACACCUACGAGGCAGGAGGCGCAACACAUUAG